AUGGAGAAUCCAACCAAGGAACCCAAAGGAGACUACAAUUACGAGAGUAAUUUCUCAGAUCUUGACACACUCCUACCUCCUUCAGCUUUUCCCACGAAGACUGAAGUGCUUCGAAAAUACGUCUCAUUUCCGAACUUUUCAUGGAGACUAGCAAGCCUUUUCUUCGGCUGGUACCUGUUAAACGUGGCAUACGUUAUUGAGAACAAAGUAAUUUUGAACCUCAUACCGUUGCCAUGGACACUCAGUUGCCUUCAACUUACAGUUGGAUGGCUUUUUGCAGUUCUGUUUUGGGCGACAGGGUUCAGAAGCGCACCUUUGCUGAAGUCCUAUAAAGUCUUUUUAAAGGUGUUUCUACCACAGGGACUUUGCCACCUAUUUGUUCAUUUGGGAGCAGUAGUGUCUAUGGGCAUAGGUGCAGUUUCCUUUACGCACGUGGUCAAGUCUGCAGAGCCUGUAGUAACGGCGCUGUUUUCAGCGAUAUUCCUAGACGAUUUCCUUAACCUUUAUGCCUAUCUAUCACUCGUCCCAGUGGUCGUAGGAGUCGCGCUCUCGUCGGUUAAGGAAUUAAAUUUCAGCUGGGUGGCAUUUUGGUUCGCAAUGCUGUCAAACGCCGGAAGCUCACUGCGCAGCGUUUUCGCUAAGCUAACGAUGAAAAACAAGAACGAUUUGGGAACAAACCUAACGUCCUCAAACAUUUAUAUGUUAUUAACGCUAAUCGCCUCAGUUGGAUCAGUUUUUUUGGCAUUUUUGAGCGAGUCAACCAAGUGGGUUCCCUACUGGACUAAUGCCACAUUGAAGAUGACUAAUAAGGAAAAAUACCUAGUCCUCUUCAGAACAUUCUUUUCCUGCGUCUGCUACUUCCUCUGCAACGAAAUGUCAUUCAUUUGCCUUGGAGAAGUCAACCAAGUUUCGCACGCAAUUGCAAACACCCUAAAGAGGAUCGUGCUCAUCUCCAGCUCAAUUGUGGCCUUUGGGUACAAAAUCACAACUCUAGGCUACUUCGGAAUGACAAUCGCAAUUUUAGGUGCACUCGCAUACUCCAUCUUCAAAUAA
Theileria annulata is the source of this 1053-nucleotide messenger RNA. Its product is annotated as glucose-6-phosphate/phosphate translocator, putative. The transcript has a single exon. Gene Ontology annotation, molecular function: antiporter activity. Gene Ontology annotation, cellular component: Golgi apparatus. Lineage: Eukaryota; Apicomplexa; Aconoidasida; Piroplasmida; Theileriidae. The record is from RefSeq and is a predicted model, not a curated record. The coding region runs from base 1 to 1053 and encodes 350 amino acids.